Molecule: messenger RNA, 924 nt
Organism: Cornus florida
Lineage: Eukaryota; Viridiplantae; Streptophyta; Magnoliopsida; Cornales; Cornaceae
Exons: 1
Coding region: 1-924 (307 amino acids)
Source: RefSeq, a predicted model, not a curated record
AUGCCGAUAGGUCAAGUUUUCCUGCAGAUCCAGGAUGAGCCAUAUCUGAAGUGGCCACCGAAGUUGAAGUCAGAUCCGACAAGGAGACCUCGUGAUAAGUAUUACAGGUUCCAUAAAGACCAUGUGCACACUACAGAUGAUUGUUUCGACCUUAAGGAUCAGAUUGAGACUCUGAUCCGAAGGGGGCAUAUGCGAAAGUUUAUUGUGGGGAAUGACAGAACCGACAUUAACCCACUAAGAGCAGGCCGAGACAACCACCCUCCUGAUCAACAACCAAAAGGAGAGAUUAGGGUCAUAGCCGGGGGGUGUGCAAGAGGUGGAGAAUUGAGCUCAGCCUGUAAGGCCUAUGCCAGGAGAAUGCGAAGCUCAUCUGAGGUGUGCGAAGUAGGAGUACAGAUUCAACAUCGAAAGAUGCCUCGUUUAGGUGAUCCAGUUAUUACAUUCUUAGAUGAAGACAUGAAGGAUGUGCAGCAACCUCAUGACGACCCUCUUGUCGUCAACAUGAUGAUCGCUAACUAUAAUACUCAGCGAAUCUUAGUAGAUAAUGAAAGUUCAGCUGAUAUCAUUUUUCUUGAUGCAUUCAGCAAGAUGAAGAUUGGUAAGGAGAAACUCAGACCUACUAGAUCACCAUUGGUGGGAUUUACGGGAGACAAGGUCUAUCCUCUAGGAGCAGUCAUCCUUCCUGUCACUGCAGGAACCAGCCUAAAACAAGUCACUGUCAUGGUAAACUUCCUGGUGGUGGAUUGUCCAUCUGCUUACAAUGUCAUCCUAGGAAGAGCGACCUUAAAUUCGAUGAGGGCCAUCACUUCGACUUAUCACCUAUUAAUGUGCUUCCCUACCGAGCAUGGCGUGGGCGAACUAAGAGGAGAUCAGUCCAUUGCCAGAGAAUGCUAUGUUGCCUCUCUCAAAGAAAAGAGGCAGUAG